CAUAAAUAACCAUUAUGUGUAGUCUACCUUACGAUUAUGUUCGUUUUAUUUAGUUAGUUUAACCAAAACCCUUGACUCUAAGAACCGCCUUUUUCGUGGGAUACCUCCUCUGACGUCAGGAACAUUAACUUUGUUUUCCCAGUAAAAAGGGCUUUACUUUGGCCAGAGUCUGAGUGUGUGUAGACAAAGUGAAUCCGGUGUGCAAUGUUGACACUGUUUGUGAUUGAGCGUGCUCAAAACGUUUGUAAAAGAGCGUCUUAAUGCUUUGGAGAGACGCAGGGGACUCGUCUGCCCAGAGAAGCUAUGGCCAAGAAGUCAACCGCAGUCUUGUCCAGAAAAGCUCUUUUUACAGCGAUAUUAGCUAUUACUUUGGGAACAUUGACAAGUGCGUUGCACCCGGCUGCCUUCACCAGACCGUAUGGGCGACAGGGUCGAACCCCGAAGCCCACACGCAGCGCGUCCGAGGACUUCAUUGCCAAGAAGUCUGCGAUGAGACUUCAUUUGAGCCAGGAAGACAUCAAACAGUUGCAAUUCAAGCCCACCAUGGGCUCUGGCUUCAUUAAGCUGUCAGAAGGACGCGAAGCCAAGUUCAACUGCUCCAUCGACCUCCCGGUGCAGCUGGACCUCAACAUCGUGUGGCUGAAGAACAACGAGGACCUGGCCGCCAACAUGCAGGUGGUGAUCAAUGAGCUCCAGACCACCAACGAUGGAGUCACCACUCUGCUCUCCACCGUGUGCAUCAGCCACGUGCAGAGGGUCGACGCGGGCCAGUACCACUGCCGGCUGAGCCUCGGCGACACAACGGUAGAGUCCCCGGCGGUGCUGAUCCAGGUGGAAGGUCUUCCGACGUUCAUCCGACAACCAGAGGACGUGAGUGUGAGGGCCAACACCUCGUUCGUGUUGUCCUGCGAGGCGGUGGGCCCCCCAGGCCCGAUCACCAUCCGCUGGCUGCGGGACGGCACACCGGACGGAGACUUUCGCCCGUCUCCCAGUAACCACACCGUCCCAGGAGUGGACAAGUAUACUCAGUUCAACUGUGAAGCUUACAACAAAAAGGGUAUCAGCACUUCCAGAGAAGCAAAUGUCCACAUAAAAGUGCUUCCCCAAGCCGUCUCUGAGGUCGCGGUGAUCGAGAGGCAGUCCAACAAGCUGAUCUUGAGUUGGACCGCGGGACACGACGGUUUCGCUCCAUUAACCAGGUGUCACAUCAGGAUUAAAGAGGUGAGCCGGAGAAGGGGCGAGGUCAUGAACACGAGGCUCAUCAACGUCACGGUGCCCCCCUUCCAGUGCGAGGUCCCGGGACUGCAGGCCCUGACCGGGUACAACUUCAGCGUCUCCUGCAGCAACGACAUGGGCUCGUCCCCAGGCAGCCCCUGGAUGCAGGACACCACCACAGAGGGAGUGCCGUCGGUUUAUCCGCGUAACGUCACCCUGCGCCUGAAUGAGACGAUGCUGGUCGUUAGGUGGAAGGCGCCGCCGUCGGACAAGAUAAACGGCAUCCUACAGGGUUACGACGUCAUCGUCAAACACGGGACACGAGAGAGCAAGACUCACAGCGACUCCACCACGGCCUAUGUGGCUCUGCUGGAAUUCAACACCACCUACAGCGUGGAGGUGGCCGCCUGCACCCAGACAGGGCGAGGCAUGACCAGCCCUCCGGUCUCCAUCUUUGUCCCCGAGAACACCUGGAUCCUUUCCCCGUCCUCCAGCCCGGACACCAGGGGGUCCGACUCCUACUACGUGGUCUUGGCGGUGGCGUCUGGGGCCUUCCUGAUGCUGGUGGUCCUCUGGUUGGCUAUCUGUGUCAACAACGGCACGCUGAACUCUUUGUUUGGGCGGCUGUUUGGAAGUGGAGACAAGCAGCAGCCUGUCGUGCAGUACAAGCCCCCAAGGAGCUACAACCGCUCUGUGGUGGAAGUCACACUUAGGAACCUCGGGGUUAGCGAGGAGCUCCAGGCCAAACUUCAGGAUGUCAUGAUCGCUAGGAGCCUGCUCUCUAUAGGGAAGAUCCUGGGAGAAGGUGAAUUUGGCUCAGUGGUGGAGGGACAUUUGAGGCGACCCAACGGGACAUCGGAGAAGGUGGCGGUGAAGACCAUGAAAAUGGACAGCUUUUCCCAAAAGGAGAUUGAUGAGUUUCUGAACGAGGCAGCCUGCAUGAAAGACUUCCACCAUCCCAAUGUCAUCAGGCUACAGGGUGUGUGCUUGGAGGAAGGCUCUGGACAUUUCCCCAAGCCCAUGGUCAUCCUGCCCUUCAUGAAGCACGGAGACCUGCACAGCUUCCUACUCCGCACCCGCCUGGGAGAUAGUAAUGUGUUCCUGCCCACUCAGACGCUGCUGAAGUUCAUGGUGGACAUCGCUACGGGGAUGGAGUACCUCAGCGGGCGCAACUUCCUGCACCGCGACCUGGCCGCGCGCAACUGCAUGCUGCGUGACGACAUGUCGGUGUGCGUGGCUGAUUUCGGCCUGUCUAAGAAGAUCUACAGCGGGGACUACUACAGGCAGGGUCGCAUCGCCAAGAUGCCCGUGAAGUGGAUCGCGAUGGAGAGCCUCGCUGACCGGGUGUUCACCAUUAAGAGCGACGUGUGGGCGUUUGGAGUCACCAUGUGGGAGAUUUCCACCCGAGGCAUGACGCCCUACCCCGGGGUGCAGAACCAUGAGAUCUACGACUACCUGCUGGAGGGCCACAGACUGAAGCAGCCGGCAGACUGCCUCGACGACCUGUACGAGAUCAUGUACAGCUGCUGGAGGGUGGACCCCCUGGACCGACCGCUGUUCCCCCAGCUGCUAGAGCGGCUGGAGAAGCUGGCGGAGAAGCUCCCCGAGUCUUCCAGCAAGGACGACAUCAUCUACAUCAACACCAGCUUCCCCGAAGAGGAGCACGACCUGGAGCUGCUCGGCGCGGAUGAGGACCCCAACCCGGGCCUCCACGGCGGCGCGUUCGGUGGGGCGUGUGGCUCUCCCUCCCCCGCCUGCGCCCGUCGCGCCCGGGCGCCGGGACACUCGGUGGUCACCGCCGACGUUCACGGGAGCAACCGUGACGGAUGCAACCAUGACGACGGCCGCGACAACGGCGCCGACAAAGGCGCCGACGACGCCGACGGUGACGUUGACGUCGACGGCGAUCGUUACGUCGUCGUCGUCAGACCCUCGGACCCUUCCUCGAGAUCCGCCCCCUCCGCAAACCUCGUUGCCGUGGAAACGCCCCUUUUGCCGAGAGACCGUUCGGCGCGAACGGCGGCAAACGGAGCGGGCGUGGAUCACGGGUCAUGUGACACAUCUUCCCUGCUCUAAGGACAAGGGCAGAGGACAGAGAACAUGUUUUCGAGGGGCAGCAAAAAGUGUGUGUGUCUAAGGACUUUUGGAGCACAUUGACAUUUCGCAGUCGGUUGUUUUGUGUUGAUUUUGAUUAGAAGAUGUACAAGGCAAGGCGACGUACCCUCUCCGUGGUAUGCCUACACACCAGUGUUAAUAGGGACAACGUUUCGGAUGUCCAAAUGUUUUAAUAAGCUUUUGAUAUAACUGUGAAAUAGUUUACUUUACUGAACCAUUGCUUCGUCGUGAAAAUCGUGGAAUAUUUAUUUUAUAACCCUGAGAUUUUGCAGCUUACACUAAAAUGUUGUAAAGGAUUUGAUUGACCCUUUGCAGAACCUGUGCAUCUACAAUAUGUGUUCUUUAAAAAUUAGCUCUCUCUACGUUAACAAAGUCUAGACUACUCCGCAGACGACUACUGAGGAAUAGAGACCUUUGCUUUGGUUUGGGCAGCAUUAAGAGAGGAUGGACUCAUCUUCUGCUUUGAUGGGGUAUUUUUGCAGCAGAAAAUAAAUAUUAUACUAUUUAUCAACAUUACAAAAGGUUUGGAGUAAAAGAUAUCAAGUGACAUCUGCAAUUGUCACAUUGCCAUCAACAGGUUUCUCUCCAGUGCAAUAAGUGUUUUUAAACAUUAAAGUUAGGUUUAUAUCCUGUGCAUUUUGUCAAUGAACGAAAGCUUAGGGAAAUGUAUAUAAAACAUAAUAUAAUACGUUUUUAAAUCGUUGGUGCCGUUUAUAAUAAAAAAUGCUUCAAACCGUCA
Gadus morhua (Atlantic cod) is the source of this 4069-nucleotide messenger RNA. It is a transcript of the gene mertka, whose product is annotated as c-mer proto-oncogene tyrosine kinase a. The coding region runs from base 304 to 3291 and encodes 995 amino acids. Gene Ontology annotation, molecular function: transmembrane receptor protein tyrosine kinase activity; protein binding; ATP binding. Gene Ontology annotation, cellular component: signaling receptor complex; plasma membrane. NCBI's taxonomy places the organism in Eukaryota, Metazoa, Chordata, Actinopteri, Gadiformes, Gadidae. Gene Ontology annotation, biological process: cell migration; nervous system development; multicellular organism development. The record is from RefSeq and is a predicted model, not a curated record. The transcript is spliced from 19 exons.